This is a messenger RNA of Schistocerca nitens (vagrant locust), 1827 nucleotides long. Its product is annotated as ionotropic receptor 21a-like. Gene Ontology annotation, molecular function: ligand-gated monoatomic ion channel activity. Gene Ontology annotation, cellular component: membrane. Bases 1 to 1827 code for a protein of 608 amino acids. NCBI's taxonomy places the organism in Eukaryota, Metazoa, Arthropoda, Insecta, Orthoptera, Acrididae. The transcript has 3 exons. The record is from RefSeq and is a predicted model, not a curated record.
AUGGUAGGUGCAGAAGAACAUGAUGAUCAACAAGUAGCAUCUUACUCAAGUUUGAUGGAAAGCCAAUUGUGUGAAAAAUUUUUGGCCACAGGUGAAAGUUACCGGUCUUUAUCAUUUGCCUAUCGUAUAUCACCAUCUUACAUUUCAAGAGUUGUUAAAAAUGUUUUGAAGAUAUUAAGAAUAAGGCUGCUGCCCAUGUUGAUGCCACCUUCUACUGAAUCAGAUUUCAGACCUGCAAAGUUCCUUCUGGUUGGUGACGAUGUGUGUAGUGUUAACUUUAAAGAAGAAAUUGCAGAAAUUUUUAAACUGUGUUGGAAAAAGAAAAUUUUAAACAUUGUCGUGGCAGUUACAUGUAGAGAAAUGAACUAUUCUUCUACAAGUGUUCUGACUUAUGAUCCUUUUUUGGUUAAAGAUAGCAUAUGGAGCGACUCUUACACCCCAACACUAUUAGAGAUCGAAGACAUGAAUAACAUUUAUUACGAAAAAUUCAUGAAUCUUAACGGCAACGAUGUUCGCGCCUCAAUGUUUACUGUAAACCCCAGCGCGAUUGAAGACAAUACCACCGUUUCUAAAUUUCGUGGCUGCGACGCCCAGAUGACAGAAACGUUGGCGAAAUACAUGAAUGCAACUCUUGUGAUGUUGCCAAAUGACGGGUCAGGCUUUGGGAAAUGGAACGGUACUGUUAACACCGGAACGGAUGGCGACGUCAUGUUUGAAAGAGCAGACAUCGCACCAAAUACUCGGUACAUAAUUGUUGAGAGACUGAAAGUCCACGGGUACACUUACCCUCACGACAAAGAAGACCUGUGCAUCCUUGUGAAUAAGUCAUCUCGUAUUCCUCAGUACCUCAACAUUAUUCUGCCGUUUGCCACAAUAGCCUGGAUGACAAUUCUUUUAAGUAUGCCAUUUACAGCUUUUUUCUGGAGUUUAAUUCGUCGCUUUGGCAGUGAUUCAUCAAGGGCAGAAAAGUUUGCGUGCGUGUACAUUACUAGCUUUCUUAAAAUAUUUUCUGUGUUUCUGUCAGUAGCUGUACCAUCGCUUCCAUCCGUUGGCCGCGAGCGCAUACUGUUCGUCAUGUGGACGUUCUUCAGUCUCAUAAUCACUAACACGUUUCAGGGAUCGCUGACGAGCUACCUCACAAUUCCAAAGUACAUGCCAGACAUCGACACGAUGGAACAGUUGUCCAGAUCGGGCUUAAAGAUCCUCAUACAUCCGGAGCUGCUGCCCGUUUUCAAACUAGACACGGGGAACCCCGUGAUAGAUGCACUCAACAGUAAUCUCAUACCUGACAUUGACAUGGAGGGAUACCCAGAGAAAAUCCAGAGUGAUGGCGGCACGUGUGCUUUGGUGAACGCAUACGUCGGCCAAUUUUUGAUACGAAGUAGACAUUACGUGAGAAACGGUUUCCCGUUACUGCAUUUGACGAAGGAGUGUCCUCUGCCUGCAGUUGUUGCUUUUGCUACUCAGAAGUAUUCCCCGCUACAGCCUAGAUUCGACUCGCUGAUAAGGCGCAUCGUAGAAGCCGGGCUUUACAAAAAGUGGCAGCAAAAUACGCUGGACGAAUCGAUAGCAGCGGGAGACCUUCUGCUUAUUAGUAACCGUGAAGGAAAAGCUGAUCCGGAACGCAUAACUAUGUCCCAUCUUCAGAUGCCAUUUUACUUACUCUUCCUUGGUUACUUCCUAAGUUCUGUCCUCUUCUUCACCGAGUAUGUAAGAACGAAGAUGAACACUGAUAGCACAAAAAAUGAAGGAAACAAAAAACUUGGAAGACGUCAGAAUUAUCAAACUCCGGAACGCGGCAGUGGCAGUUUAUUUCAAGGUCCGUAG